AUGAGCGAAUUUGCUGGAUCAGGUCUUGGCUUUCACUUCGACCACUCCCGAAUCAAGACAGUUAAAGCAUCUAGAACCGCUGAGUGCACGCGUCGAGAAUAUCUCAGAUCAGAUAUACAGCUGGUACAAAUUGCAAUGUCUAGGAGAGGUCAAAGCCGAAUUGCUGAACAAGAACUUCCGGAAAUCAAAGACGGCAUCAGUGUCUGCCGGGUUGGUGUAGCUCGUGGAGGUUCUCAGUUUGAGGUAUGGGACGGAGAAAAUACCUGGCUGGCUGAGCUUCCCAAGCGUUUUCGAAAUAUUGUUUGGGUGCGACGGGGAAGCUAUGUUUUGGUAGACACAACACAUGGAUCAACUGGGAGCAAUGUCAAAGGAGAAAUAACAUUUGUCUUGCAAAAAGACCACAUUGCAGAUCUUAAGAAGCGAGGAGAGUGGCCCAUAAAAAUCGAAGAAUCUCAAAAUUCCGAAGAACAAACUAUCGAUGACGAACUAGAAGCGUCGCACAGCGAUGAGGGCGAUGAAACAGAUGAAUCUGACCCGGACUUAUUCAAAAACCCAAAUCGUAGAUAG
Rhizoctonia solani is the source of this 567-nucleotide messenger RNA. Its product is annotated as eukaryotic translation initiation factor 1A,X-chromosomal. Bases 1 to 567 code for a protein of 188 amino acids. The record is from RefSeq and is a predicted model, not a curated record. Gene Ontology annotation, molecular function: RNA binding; translation initiation factor activity. NCBI's taxonomy places the organism in Eukaryota, Fungi, Basidiomycota, Agaricomycetes, Cantharellales, Ceratobasidiaceae. Gene Ontology annotation, cellular component: nucleus. The transcript has 3 exons. Gene Ontology annotation, biological process: translational initiation.